Penicillium chermesinum is the source of this 3657-nucleotide messenger RNA. RefSeq names its product Mtc5p. The record is from RefSeq and is a predicted model, not a curated record. Bases 1 to 3657 code for a protein of 1218 amino acids. The transcript is spliced from 5 exons. Lineage: Eukaryota; Fungi; Ascomycota; Eurotiomycetes; Eurotiales; Aspergillaceae. Gene Ontology annotation, molecular function: protein binding.
AUGUCGAGUUCCAUGGAGCCCCGGCCGCUCCAGUCCGCAUUCGAGAGCCCAACGUUCGCCGAGGACAGCUCAAUACAUGUCGACCAGCCGGUCGGGUCCAUGUCUAUCUCGCCAUGCGGGCGAGACGUGGUCCUAGGCUCCAAGGAGGGACUUCAUGUCAUUGACCUGGAUUCGCCCUACUCUCCUCCCCGCUAUCUCCCUCACCAUACACCAUGGGAGGUCGCCGAUGUUCAGUGGUCGCCGUUCGCCUCCCGUGACUACUGGGUUAUCAGCACGUCGAAUCAGAAGGCGCUGGUAUGGAAUUUGGCCAUGAAGACAUGGCAAAACUCCAUCGAGCAUGUUCUUCAUGCCCACUCGCGUGCGAUUACCGAUAUCAACUUUUCCGCAUUUCAUCCCGACCUUCUCGCUACCUGUGCCGUGGAUAGUUUCAUACACUGCUGGGACUUGCGAACUCCGUCCCGCCCGGCCAUAUCCUUCUCGGACUGGUUUACUGGCGCCACGCAAGUCAAAUGGAAUCGUCAAGAUCCCCAUGUGAUUGCAAGCUCCCAUGAUCGGUUCCUGCGCAUCUGGGAUGAUCGCAUGGGUGCUUACCCGAUCCGAUCAAUCGAAGCGCAUGGCACUAAGAUUUAUGGCGUAGACUGGAAUCGUGUUCGGCCUAAUGCGUUGACGACAUGCUCACUUGACAAGACCAUCAAAUUCUGGGAUUACAAGUCAGAAACUGAUACCCCGGAGAAAAUGAUCCGUACUCCAUUUCCUGUCUGGCGUGCUAGAAACACUCCAUUUGGAUGGGGUGUUCUUGCUAUGCCGCAGAGAGGUAACAGUGAUCUUCAUCUCUACAGCCGCCGUGCUGGCGAUGGAGCCAGCCCUAACGAAGACUUACCUUUGGUUCAUAGUUUCCCUGGUCACAAAGGUCAAGUAAAAGAGUUUCUUUGGAGGUCUCGUGGAGGCGUAGCAGACGGCGUCGAUCACAGAGAGUUCCAGCUUGUUACAUGGGGAACUGAUCGCGAACUUCGCUUGCACCGCAUGAACCCAGAGAUUCUUGAGCGUGUUGGCUAUGAAAAAGGCAAGACAUACAUUUCCAAUCGGAAUAUCAGCCGGCUAGGUGCAGUGUAUCGGAGCUUCCGAGAUGUCAAUUCUGAUCUGGAGGUCGAGGAUCCUGAGUCAGUGUCUUCGAUCAGACAGAAUGCAACCACGCAGUACGCAGGUGGCCCUGGUAUGAACGCUAUUGUCGUUCCCCAUGUCCGCUCUUGGACACGUGGAGCCCGCUUGGACUCUAGAGUUGGUAUGCAGCCACGGUCCAAUCUAAGAGCUGAUACGAACCCUAUUGCUUGGAUGCGUGGCGUGAAAAUUUCAGGCUGGGAUAUCGAAACUCUCGGUGAUGAAAUUAGCCACGUCGGCGACAAAUUCAGUAAGGUAUCAUUCGAGUCAGUCGAUGUUCGACAGAGGAAAAUAUCGAUUUCCUUGCAUGGGCCUUGGGGUGUAGACGGUGAUUCUCUGUUCCUGAAAGUGGACAUCAAAUUCCCCACCAGUUACCCCAAGAGCGCGAUCCCUACCUUUGCAUUCCAGAAAACGGCAGCUGUCACUGAUGAGCUGUCUCGAAGAAUUACAGCUGACCUGCGGACGAUUGCUGAGAUCUGCAUGUCUCAAAAACGAGGGUGCUUAGAAGGAGCUGUACGCUAUCUUCUCGGCGAAAGUAGUCUGGAAGAGAGCAUUGCCCUUGUUCUAGGCGAGACUGGCGAAAAUGUCAAGUCGCCAGUGAAUGACGAACUGGAAGGAGAAUCCAGCGAUGAAGAUGAAGUUGGGAUGACCCAGAGCCAGGAACUGGGCCUGAGCUCGGAGCUGUUACGGCCCGUUAAUGCCAAUGUUAUGGUUCCCGUGGCCAAAGUGUGCGGCGCCUUGUGGGCGAACGAUGGUCGCCUGGUCUGCUUUUUCCCUCCCAAGAGAGACAAGUCCACGGCUCUCUUUGACAAUCUUGGAUUCAAGGAGAUGAACCGACUGUCGCGAUCAGACAAGGUUUUUGAAGGCACAGAUGAUGGCGCAUCCGAUUACUCCGAUGAUUCGUACUCCGAGACUUCUAGCUCAUCAGGAUCGUCAGAUAUCCUGUCCGGGCUACCUGCGCGUUUCCAGCCACCUCAAACUUGGCGUAGUGCCGGGAGCAUUGGGAUCUAUCGGCCGCGAUCUACUAAUAAUUCCCAACGGUCUGCGGGCGGGGCAGUGGUGUUGAAGCCACCAGAUGCAGUACUGAAUUUCGUCUCGAUUCAUGAUUUUAGUGAUAUGCUACCGGUCAAGCGGGAGCUUGCGAGCAAAUAUCGCAUCUGUGGCAAGGGGCCAGACGUAUGUGCGCACAAUGCUGCGGUUGCUCUUGAUGCUGGUUACUAUGAAUUGGCUCAGAUCUGGGGUCUGAUCAAGCUGGUCUUGCAUGUAAGGAGUACUCCUGUGUCUGCCAUCGAGGCGAAAAAGGGCUUGAGGCGGGCUGUGCUCGGAGGGAAUGGACUCGACCUGAAACGAGCUCUGCCAAACGAAGAACUCCCCGGGGGCCUGGCCAGCGCCGUCAUUCGAUGGGCCGACCAUCCUCUGGGUAGUCAUUGGCUUGUUCCAGCCUUAUUCGAUCAUUUCGAGCGUAUUGGAGAUGUUCAGAUGGUGGCUUUGCUUUCCUGUGUUCUAUUCGAUGCGAAACAGGAGAUCCGCCCCGACAAUUCGCAGGAAAUGUACCCCACAGAGCCUGCUUUCUCUUUAGAUUUCUCGUCAAGAUAUGGCGUCCUGACUACACCCCCUUACUCUACGGGCACUACCCCUCCUAAUGCCUCUCGCCCGCGAGGCAUCGUGGCCGAUCGGAAGAUGCCGAGCCAGGAUGUAUCCGGAGCAGCGUCGCCGGACCAGCCGAAUCAACGAGGCGGCUCUGGAUUUGGGUCGGUACUUGCUUCCUCGUUAUCAAAAUCAUUCACAUUCGGCCCGUCAUCGGCCUCGCCGCCCAUAUCCAGCCUCCUCAGGAAGAAACCAAGUCCUGGAGAUAGUCCCAACACUGCCAAUCUUCAGCCGAUGCAGUCGGAUACUGAGAGUGAACGACUUGUUAAGCCGCGUGGUAAAUCCGCACGCUUCAAAGUCACUUUCAAGAAUCAAAAUGCCUUUGAUGGCGGCGAUCCAGGCUCCAACUCGCUUCUCGAUCGAAGCAAAGAAGGACUUUAUCGCGCAUAUCGUGCUGCAUACGCGGACAUAUUACUCAUGUGGGAUCUCCCCGUCCAACAAAGCGAGGUUCUUAAAAUUGGACGCUUCUCCAAGGACGAGGCCACUCUCAGAGACAAGUACUACGGCGGUCAAAGCUCCAACAUAACAUCUCUUCCUGAUCCCACGCCGAUGAGCGACAGUGGCUCCGACAUAGAGGGACUAGAUUUCCAGCGCCAUUGCGCCAACUGCGGACACGCUCUGAAGCGCUCAAUCUUCGCUGCCGCACCCGCUGUCCCUGAAACCCCCUCAAAGCGUCACCGUCGAAAGCACGGCGUUGGCCAGAAGGAGGAGGAUCUAGACUUAUGGCAGACUUCGUCGCCUUUCGCGUCCCUUGCACGCGGCAUGGGCGGUGGCCUUAGCCAGGGACUACGUAGCAAGGAUGAUCGGAAGAAGAACCGGUCCAUUGCUAUGCCUGCCGCCGGGCGCAAAUAA